This is a messenger RNA of Myiozetetes cayanensis, 1509 nucleotides long. It is a transcript of the gene FKBPL, whose product is annotated as FKBP prolyl isomerase like. Gene Ontology annotation, molecular function: protein binding. The transcript is spliced from 3 exons. Lineage: Eukaryota; Metazoa; Chordata; Aves; Passeriformes; Tyrannidae. The record is from RefSeq and is a predicted model, not a curated record. The coding region runs from base 145 to 1509 and encodes 454 amino acids.
GGCGGAGCUGGAAAGGGGACAGGGACCCCCUCCGAUCCGCCCCUUCCCCCGCUCCUCCGGGACCACCGGCACCACCGGAGACGGUCACGUCCCCCAUCUGGCCACGCCCCCUGUUUCCCAGGAUCGUGAUUGGCUGAAGAAGAGAUGGAUGGGGUGGAGCCAGCCAAUGGUGAAUCGGCGGUUCAGCAAGCAGCCAAUGAGGGUGGAGAUGCGCUAGAAGCAGCCGCCAAUGAGCAGAGAGCAGCUGGAGAUUCCUCCAAUAGGGAUGGAGGGAGCCUGGGUGCGGCCAAUGAGGAACUCGGGAUGGCUGGCGCAGCAUCCAACGGGAAUGCGCCUCUGCAGAGCUCGUCCAAUGAGGAGAAGGGGAGCUCUGGCUCAUCCAAUGAGCAGUCAACCCUGAGGGAUUUGGCCAAUGAGGACAGAGGAGGUCAGCACGGCCCAGCCAAUGAGGAGGAAGAGCCACAUGACCUGACCAAUGAGGGCAAAGGGCCGCAGCAGCCAGCCAAUGCGGAUGCAGAACAUGAAGCCUCAGCCAAUGAGAUUGCAGCAGCACAUGACCCAGCCAAUAAGGAGGCAGCCCCUGGAGCUGCAGCCAAUGAGAACAGUGCCCUCUCAUCGACAACCAAUGGGAGGGAAGAACCCAGCGAUCCAUCCAGCGCCUGCUCCCCCUCCUCCAACCCUCCCUCCAAUCAGCACGCAGCCCUGCCGGAUCCAGCCAAUGGGGUGCCGCUGCAACAGGCAGAGCCCUCCAAUGAGCUUGGGGCCCUCGCUGCCCCGCCCACCAGGACGAGAGACCAGUGGGAUUGGUCGCUGGAGGAGGCGUGGCUUCGUGCUCCGGAGGGGGAGGGGCUUGAGGCGUGGGGGGAGGGGCCUGAGGAGCUGGACGGGGAGGACGAGGAGGACGAUGAUGACGAGGAAGAGGAGGAGGAUGACGAGGAAGGGCAGCAAUGGUGGCACAGCCCCGACGGCGCCAUCUCCAAGCAGAUCGUGCGGCGUGGCCGGGGCUUGUCCCGCCCGGGUCCCGGCUCGCUGUGCCGCGUCCUCCUGACCCCCCCUCCCCACCCCACCGGGGUCCCACCGGGGUGGGGCCCGCCAUGUGUGGCGUCCAACGUGGGGCGCUGGCACCGCGUGCGGGUGGGCACGGGCGAGGGCGCCUGGGCGGCGGCGCUGGACGCGGCGCUGGAGUCGAUGGCGCGGGGCGAGCGGGCGCGGCUGCGGCGCGCGGGGCCGGGGGCUGCGCUGGGACUGCGCCUGGGCCUGCCCGCCGCCGCCGCCGCCAACGCCGGCAAGGCCCUGGCGCUGCGGCCGCAGCACCUCGAGGCCCGCUUCCGCCGCGCCGUGGCCGCCGCCGCCAUGGCCGACCUGGAGGCCGCCAUGGCCGACCUGGCCCACGUGCUGAGGGCGCAGCCCGGCCACGCCGGCGCCCGCCGGGAGCUGCGCAGGGUGCGGGGCGCGGCGCGGGAGAGGGACGCCCGCCUGGCGCGCCGGCUCGGCAGGCUCUUCGCCUGA